Owenia fusiformis is the source of this 374-nucleotide messenger RNA. The record is from the annotation of a GenBank genome assembly. Lineage: Eukaryota; Metazoa; Annelida; Polychaeta; Sabellida; Oweniidae.
GGAACUCAUCGGGAAAGAUAUUGUUUGUCCAUACCACCCUAUAGCCAAGCCUGGAAGGAGCAACUGUGCAGUUCUAAAUAGCAACCAUUCCUACUUUGUACUUGUCGAUAAUGGCACUGUCGGGAAAUAUGGCGGAGAAAUACUUUUACGUAAAAAGCUUGAGAGGUGUAUUUCCCAGCAGAAGAUUUCAACCCGGUCAACAGCCAAGAGUCAGGGAGUUCCACUUAUCUGUGUAAUACUAGAAGGAGGAACAAACACGAUCCGUACAGUAUUAGAAUAUGUGACAGACACACCUCCUGUUCCAGUGGUUGUAUGUGAUGGCAGUGGGAGAGCAGCUGAUCUCAUUGCAUUCACCCAUAAAUAUGCUAAUGAGG